CUGCUGCGGCAGUGCGCCCAAGAGCGGACUCCGAGAGACCAGCGGACCUCGGCACACCGGCGGCCUCUGGCAGCGCUCGCACUCAACCACCCACCUACCACUCCCGGAACCAUGGCGGCAGUGGCGGCGGCCUCCGCUGAACUGCUCAUCAUCGGCUGGUACAUUUUCCGCGUGCUGCUGCAGGUGUUCCUGGAAUGCUGCAUUUACUGGGUAGGAUUCGCUUUUCGAAAUCCUCCAGGGACACAGCCCAUUGCGAGAAGUGAGGUGUUCAGGUACUCCCUGCAGAAGCUGGCAUACACCGUGUCGAGGACCGGGCGGCAGGUGCUGGGAGAGCGCCGGCAGCGAGCCCCCAACUGAGGCCCCAGCCCCCAGCCCUGGGCGGCCGUGUCACCAGGUGCUCCUGUGCAUCUCGACCAGCAUGGGAGCCAGUGCCGCGCAGGAACGGGGGGUCCCCUGUGCUCCCUCGCCAUAGGAGCACUUGCCAAGGUCAGUGAGGGGCCGGUAGGCCCCCGGAGAAGCAGCACCGACAAUGAUGACAAUACCAGAACCUUUCCAAACCCCUCUGCACCCGUCCCACUGCCAGGCGGGGUAGAGGGAGGAGGGGGGUUUGGGGGAGCAGACCCCUGAGAUCUGGGCAUAGGCAGUGCAUUCUUAUCUGGACCAAGUUGGGACAGCAACAUCCCAGCCCGGAAACCACGGCCACGCCAGCAGGCCCCACACCACAGAGAUCCAGACAACCACACCAGCCAGCAGAAUGGACACUCCAGCACCACCAGCCGAAGCCCUGAAUCUCGGUGCAGCAGACAAGGCGCCAACUGCGUGCCAGUGUGGCGGGACUGGAGGGCGAGGGUGAGGGAGGAGGCGGGUGAAGAAACAGAGUGGGCCCUCUCACUGUCCCUUGCCUACAGCACGUGCAUUCCAGCCUUGCUGCCUUUGCUCCCUCAAUUCCCCCUCCCUCUCACUGCCUCCCAAGCCCGCCCCACCCAAAAGAAAUGGAUCACUCAAUUUGGACCUAUACAACCAGUAAACAAACCCCAUCUUUACUAAAACACCUUCUCCGAGCCCCCAGCCCCUCACUGAUCUUGCUUUUCCCUGGUCUCACGCAAUUGUGGUCAAUGUUGUGGUAAUCGCUAAUUGUACUGAUUGUAUAAGUGUGCAUUAGUUGUGUCUCCCCAGCUAGAUUGUAAGCUCCUGGAGGACAGGGACCACCUCUACAAAAAAUAAAAAACCAGUAC
This is a messenger RNA of Equus caballus (horse), 1235 nucleotides long. RefSeq names its product neuronatin (gene NNAT). Gene Ontology annotation, cellular component: cytoplasm. The record is from RefSeq and is a predicted model, not a curated record. Gene Ontology annotation, biological process: brain development; positive regulation of insulin secretion. Lineage: Eukaryota; Metazoa; Chordata; Mammalia; Perissodactyla; Equidae.